Messenger RNA from Leptopilina heterotoma, 2750 nucleotides. Its product is annotated as PMS1 protein homolog 1-like. Bases 108 to 2498 code for a protein of 796 amino acids. Gene Ontology annotation, molecular function: ATP-dependent DNA damage sensor activity; ATP hydrolysis activity; mismatched DNA binding. Lineage: Eukaryota; Metazoa; Arthropoda; Insecta; Hymenoptera; Figitidae. Gene Ontology annotation, cellular component: MutLalpha complex. Gene Ontology annotation, biological process: mismatch repair. The record is from RefSeq and is a predicted model, not a curated record. The transcript is spliced from 13 exons.
CGUCACAGUUGAUUGUUUAUUUAUCUAUUUUCGUUCUGCUUUUAUUGUGUUUUUAAUCAGUUUUAUUAACUUAUUGUUAAAUAUACAUAAAGUGUUAAAUAAUUAAAAUGUCAAUCAAAGCAUUAGAUCAAAGUACAGCGAAAUUUUUAAAGACAAGUCAAGUUAUCACAUCAGUUUCUUUUGCUGUUAAAGAACUCGUGGAAAAUUCACUUGAUGCCGGUGCAAAAAAUAUUGAAAUUAACCUUUCAGACUAUGGGUUAGCAAAUAUUGAAGUAAAAGACGAUGGCUCUGGAAUUUCGAAAGUGGAUGCUCCAUUCAUGGCACUCUCGUCAUAUACUUCAAAAAUAAAAAAUUUCGAAGAUUUGGAUAAACUUUACACUUAUGGAUUUCGAGGAGAAGCUCUGCAAGCUCUCAGUGAAAUUUCAGAGCUUACAGUUAUUACAAAAUCGCAAAAUGAAGAAAUUGCGACAUUAUAUAAUAUUAAUUCAAAGGGGAACAUCGUGAAAUCAGAGCCAUGUCAUAGAACAAUAGGUACAACUGUUCAAGCAAAGGGAUUAUUUAAAAAUUUCCCUGUAAGGAGGCAAACUUUACUAAAUUCAAGAAGAGCAAAUCAGGACUUGAAAUAUUUAGAAGAUCUUUUAAAAAGUUUUGCAAUUAUUCAUCCGAAUCUGAGAAUUACUUAUCGACUGAAUAAACAAAUUGUAUUUAUGAAACCAAGUGCAAGUAAUUUAACUGAAUCAAUUAGAAAUGUUUUGGGAAAAGAUGUAACAUCAAAUUUGGAAUUUAUCGAAGGAAUUUUUCCCGAGGUCAAAGUUAAAUUAAUGCUACCAAAAAAAGAUCUCAUGGAUUCAACUCUAAUUUGCCAAACAAGAUCUCAAUUCAUUUUCGUCAACAAUAGAAUUCUCGUGCAUAAGGCAUUACAAAAGCUACUGAAUAAGAAGAUUCAAGAAUACUAUUUAAAGAAAGGAAUCACUGUUACAAAUUCUCUAUUUCUUCUAAAUAUUGACGUUGAUCCGGCAAAUCUGGACAUUAAUCUAGAACCGAAUAAGUCGAAGGGAUUUUUGAAAAACGAGAGUAAAAUUCUCGAAUUAAUCCAAACAGUUGUCAUGAAUUUCUACCAACUUGAUAUAUCUCAGGAAGAUGAGAAUAACCAAGUGAAAAAAACAUCAUUAAAUGGCAAUUCUCCUUUAGAUGAGAGAAAUGGAAGAGAUUCAAGUGUCGCAGACAAAGAAAACGAAUGGCCUGCAUGUAAAAAAAGGAAAGUGGACUUUAACAGAAAAUUGUCAAACGGUGAUUUGUCAAACAAUGGAAAAAUUAAUGAAUCUGAGGAUACAAUUUCGCCAAUGAUUUUAAAUAUAAGAGAACCAGUUUUAAGCGAAUCGGACUCAAAUAGCGACAGUGAGAAAAAUAAUCUCAAAGGAAGACGAAGUGUCGUGUCUAAAAGUAACAAAGAAUCAGUUGGAAAUAAGAGAGACUACAACGGAACUGGAACUAAGGAAAUCGAAAUGCCACCUUCAGAUGUGGAAACUUUGUCUCAGUUGCCAGUUGUCGAUCUGGGAGAGGAAUUUUCACAAAUAAGUAAAUCAACAUUUCAAUCUAGUGAUUUGAAUCCUGAGCCAAUGGAUGUUAUGGAUUCAUUAUUAUUGGAAUUGGAUUUAGAUGAAUUUUUGGACGUCACUAUAGAAACAGAAAAAUCAAAAACUGUCUUGAAACAAAGUACCUUAUCACUAGACACUUCUCAAACUGGUGAAGUAUCAUUGAAAUUGGAUAAGGAUAAUUAUCUUAAUGAUAGUAAUUCAAAUCAAUCAUCGACAAAUUCUUGGAGUCGAGGAAACAUUACUGGAUUAGUGUCAGGCACUAACGUCAAAGUUGUUGGAUUAACCGAAAAGGAAAAAUCAAGCAGUUUAACUGGUUUCAAUGUAUUUUUUUCGCAAGUAAGAUCUCAAGUAGUGGAAGAAAAUCCAGAAAUGUCUAUCCCUCAAAUUGCUCAGCAUUUGACGAAUCGUUGGAAGGAAAUGAGUGACGAUGAGAAAGCGAAAUAUUAUGAGAUUGCUAUAGAGAGAAUGCAGAAUGAAGAACAAUUAUCAAAGAGAGAGAAAAAAGAAAAACAGGAAAAGGAAAAAAACAAAAAGAGACUUUUAAAAAUGUUAAACAUUAUGAAAGCAAAUAGUAAAGAUAUGAAUAAAACGAAUGAAACAAUGAGAUCAAGAACCACAAAGCAAAUGGAAACAAGUAUACAAAAGCUCUCUGACAAAUUUUAUAGGCCAAAAAAAUCAGAACAGAAUAUUGUAAUCGGAAGAAUAAAACCUUCUCUAUGGAUUGUAAAAGUAACCAGUCAAUUUUAUUUACUCGACGUAGAAAUUAUGUUCAAAAAAUUAAAUUUCAUCGAACAUAGUUCGGCAGACACAAAUGCCAAAACUCUGGAAAAACUUUUAAAACGAUGGACAUUGGAAAAUGAUGAUAUGUCUAUUUUACAUCUUAUCGAUCAAAAUAGUUAGAUUUAAAAAUAAUUUUAAAGUUUAUAAUAUUUGAAUGUUGAAGUUUUAAUUUUCUAUUAUCAUAUUAUUAUUAAUUAUUAUAAACUGUAAACUUAAAUUAUUAGUUUUAAAUUUAGCGCCUCAGCGGCCUCGCAGCGAAUUCAUGUUUUGAGGUUAUGUUUGCCUCUGUUUGGGUUUGAGGGGUUUGAGUCAGUUUGAGUUGACCGUUUGUUUAUUCGAAUGUUUGGAAUAAAAAAUAUCUAUUUAUUUUAA